Thamnophis elegans (Western terrestrial garter snake) is the source of this 1087-nucleotide messenger RNA. It is a transcript of the gene DUSP2, whose product is annotated as dual specificity phosphatase 2. The transcript is spliced from 4 exons. NCBI's taxonomy places the organism in Eukaryota, Metazoa, Chordata, Lepidosauria, Squamata, Natricidae. Gene Ontology annotation, biological process: negative regulation of MAPK cascade; endoderm formation; protein dephosphorylation. Gene Ontology annotation, cellular component: cytoplasm; nucleus. The record is from RefSeq and is a predicted model, not a curated record. The coding region runs from base 85 to 1038 and encodes 317 amino acids. Gene Ontology annotation, molecular function: protein tyrosine/threonine phosphatase activity; MAP kinase tyrosine/serine/threonine phosphatase activity.
UUGAGGGAAGCGUCUUGGGAAUCGGGUUUUCCGAGCCUCUGCAAGCCUCUGUGCCCGUUUUUUCGCAGCCGCCCAACGGCCGGGAUGGUGAUCGAGGUGGUGAUGCCGCUGGACAGCUCCGGCUUGGCCCGGUUGUUGCGGGACCCGACGGAAAGCGGGCGGACGCUGGUGCUGGAUUGCCGGCCGUUCCUCGCUUACUGCCAGGCGCACCUGCUGGAGGCGCGGCCGGUGCACUGGAACGGGCUGCUGCGGCGGCGGUCGCGGGGCCGGAGCGGCGUCAGCUUGGAGUGGCUGGUACCGGAUCGGGCGCUCCUGAGCCGGCUGCGCAAAGGCGAGGUGGCGCACCUGGUGGUAGUGGACGAAGCCGGCGGAUCCAUCUCGGCUCUGCGGCCGGACAGCCUGGCCAGGCUGCUGCUCAACGCGCUGCUGCGGGAGGAGAGGGCCGGCACGUCCCACAUCUACCUGCUGGAAGGUGGUUUUGAACACUUCCAAGCCAACUUCCCAGAAUUGUGUGCAGUCGCACCACCCACCUUGGCGCCUUCCCCAGCCUUGAGAUGCCCCGAAGACAAUGGAGCAGAAGUGGCGACUCCCUUGUAUGAUCAGGAUGGUCCGGUGGAGAUCCUACCUUUCCUUUACUUGGGUAGCUGUUACCAUUCUUCCAACAGAGAGGUGCUGGAGUCCCUGGGAAUCACCGCCGUCCUGAACGUCUCUUCCAGUUGUCCCAACUACUUUGAAGGACACUUCCUCUACAAGAGCAUUCCCGUAGAAGACAAUCACAUGGCCGACAUCAGCAUAUGGUUCCAGGAAGCCAUAGAUUUCAUUGACUCUGUGAAGGCCAGCGGUGGGCAUGUGCUGGUACACUGCCAAGCGGGCAUCUCCCGUUCCGCCACCAUCUGCCUCGCCUACUUGAUCCAGAGCCGCCGGGUGCGCCUGGAGGAAGCCUUCGAUUUCGUCAAGCAGCGCCGCGGAGUCAUCUCGCCCAACUUUGGCUUCAUGGGGCAGCUCCUGCAGUUCGAGACCGAGGUGCUCUGCCAUUAGUCCGCAGCUCCUCGUUGCUCUGCGUGAGAAGGCGGCCAAGAGAGGCUCC